AUGGCUGUUCCGCUCUCCAAGCUGCGGCCAACCGCGCUUCUACUCACGAUUCGAUUUAGCUCUUCGUUACCUGACCUCACAUUAGACAUUCCCUCGCCUGCAUCGACUACCAUAGUCGCCUUGAAGAACCUGAUACGCACACAGCUCGAACCCCCCUACAAUGCCAACCGGCUGCGCUUAAUUUAUCAAGGCAAGAUCUUGUUGGAUAGCGCAGCGUUGGCUGCUUUACUACCACCGACUCCUCGCUUGAGCACCAUCACAGCCGUUCAUCAAGAUGUUGCGACCAAAGGCAAAGGCAAGGCUGUCGCUGGCCAAGCAGACGAGGAGCAACAACGCAUCUACGUGAUCUGCAGCAUCGGAGACGAACUUUCGGCCGAAGAACUGGCCAGUGAGGUCGAAGCGGCUCAGAUACCUGUGGCAGCGACGUCUUCGAAAUCAGCUGCCCCGAAUGUCCCGGCGACAGGCGCAGCGAGACCGAGCACACCCAACUCACACCACCCGUCUCGGGGGUUCGAUCGUCUUCUCGCGGCAGGCUUCACGCAGGCUGAAGUGUCGCAACUCCGACUACAGUUUACCGAUAUACAAGCACAAAGACAUACCCCCGACACGAUGCCGUCUCCCGACUCGAUGCGAAACAUGGAAGAUUUGUGGAUGGACGCCAACGGCGGGAACGCGGUGCCGGGAGGCGGUGGCGUGACGGCAACUACAGCAGCUGGUGAGGAGCCAGUGGUGCACGACUCGCUUGGCUCUAUGCACGAGCAACUCGAUGGGCUCGUCAAGGGAAUGCUCAUGGGCUUUUUCUGGCCCCUUGGCGGGCUGGCCUGGCUUACACGUGAGGAUGGCAUGCUUUCACAACGAUGGCGUGUGUGGAUUGGUUUUGGUGUUUCCUUCAGCGCAUUUGUCGGUCUCAUGAGAGCCCUCUUUGGCGGAGAGCAGUGA
Messenger RNA from Verticillium alfalfae VaMs.102, 939 nucleotides. RefSeq lists its product as hypothetical. Gene Ontology annotation, cellular component: endoplasmic reticulum; Dsc E3 ubiquitin ligase complex. Gene Ontology annotation, molecular function: protein binding. Gene Ontology annotation, biological process: protein processing. The record is from RefSeq and is a predicted model, not a curated record. The transcript has a single exon. Lineage: Eukaryota; Fungi; Ascomycota; Sordariomycetes; Glomerellales; Plectosphaerellaceae. The coding region runs from base 1 to 939 and encodes 312 amino acids.